Echinococcus granulosus is the source of this 3684-nucleotide messenger RNA. Its product is annotated as Valyl-tRNA synthetase. Gene Ontology annotation, molecular function: aminoacyl-tRNA deacylase activity; valine-tRNA ligase activity; ATP binding. Gene Ontology annotation, cellular component: cytosol; ribosome. The transcript has 23 exons. Bases 1 to 3684 code for a protein of 1227 amino acids. The record is from RefSeq and is a predicted model, not a curated record. Gene Ontology annotation, biological process: valyl-tRNA aminoacylation; translation. NCBI's taxonomy places the organism in Eukaryota, Metazoa, Platyhelminthes, Cestoda, Cyclophyllidea, Taeniidae.
AUGUACUUCAUUUUCGAUUUCAAAGCCCGUUCUCUUACUACACGAUGUCUCUCUGCGAGGGCCCUACGUUUCUCCGGUCGUCGUUUGGCCUGGCUUCUGGCCGUGGAGCGCGGAGACGUGCGUUGCCUUUCCUCCUUCCAGCAUGGUGACCACGCCUCGCCCCACUUGCAGUCGGUGGGUCUCGCAGCCAACCAGCUGCUGAUGCACGUGCCGCGUCUGCCACAGAAGCUACGUCGUGGUGAGGGCCUGGGUGGCGGACCUACAGGGCGCAUUUCCUGGCUCCGUCGCUGUGUUAGCGCCCUCGUUGACGAAGAGCGUAUCGAGCUCCCCUGGCCCAUCGCUCUGGAGACGCGGCAGUACGCCGAGCGUCUUAUUCAGGAGGCGGUGCGUACCGAACUUGUCACCCCUGAUUUGUCCCAGAUUUCGUCUUUAGAGGAUCUGCUUCACCCGCCCUGGAACGAAUAUCCUGAGCUCUCUGCUCUGCUGGAGUUGUCUGCAUUCUGGCUUCAGAAACAAGAACUUGUAACCAAACUACUUAGGGUUCUCGUCCCCCGCUACCGAUUUUACAAUCGAUCAUAUACACGUAUGUUCCGCCUGCAGCGUCCACCAUACCCGAAUCAGGAUGCUUUCAUUAUGCAAGGAUUUGGAGUGCUGGAGCUUCAUGGCAAUCCCUGGCCGCCCAUUGGAAAGCCAAACUUGCCGAAGCACGUUGAGGGAGAGGCUGGAUCGUCGGUCUCCGUGGAGCCCUUCAAAAAUAAGUACUUCAUCAAUCUCCUGGGUCCAAUGCUGCGUUCAGUUGUUUCGCGACAUCAUCCUUUCCAUUCUGCGUCAACCACGGUAACUCAUCAUCCGGCUUUAAAUCUAAUUGAAACGCAGAAAACCUAUCAGCCCAGCGUUGUUGAAGAUCCAAAACGGAAGAAGUUUAGUAUGAUCCUUCCUCCUCCUAAUAUCACAGGAGACCUUCAUCUCGGCCAUGCUCUGACCGUUUCCAUCCAAGAUGCCAUUUGUCGAUGGCAAUUUAUGCAGGGAAGAGACGUAGCCUGGAUACCGGGAUUGGACCAUGCAGGUCUUGCAACCGAGAUGACGGUCGAACGCUAUCUCGCGAAGCAGAUGAAGACGCCGGGUUCUACCGAUCUGCGUCGUAGCCUCGGUCGAGAGGCCUUCAUCGAGGAGAUUUGGCGCUGGAAAGAGUCUAAGAAAAGUUCAAUAUUGAAUCAGUUGAACCGACUGGGUCUUUUACUGGACUGGAACGCGGAAUAUUUCACAUUUAGUCCCGAGCACAGCAAAGCUGUGAAUGAAGCUCUUUUUCGUCUCAGCAAAGCCGGUCUUCUCUACCGUACCAAAAGUCUCAUCUCCUGGUGCUGCCACCUCCAAUCAGCCAUUUCUGAUAUCGAGGUUGAACGCAAAGAAAUCACGAAGUUCACAAUGUUGCCUGUUCCCGGGUAUGCUGAAGAGCAGGCCUUUGGAUACGUCGACGUUUUUGACUACAAAUUAAUUGAUGGACUGGGUAGUGUUCCGGUUGCCACUGCGCGCCUCGAAACAAUUCUGGGUGAUACCGCUUUGGCUGUUCACCCCAACGACGUGAGGUAUGCCCACCUUAUUGGUAAAUUUGUGGAGCAUCCCUUCAUCAAGAACCGAAUCAUUCCCAUUAUUGCUGACGCCAAGCACGUAGACCCCAACCAGGGCACAGGCGUUGUGAAGGUGAGCCCGGGUCACAGCGCUGUGGACUUCGAAAUGGCGGAGGGCGGGAGAUGCCUGGAGGUAGUGAAUAUUCUUGCGGACGAUGGCAGCCUCAACGCGGUGUGUGGCGAAUUUGCAGGCCUGCCGCGGUUCGAGGCUCGCACGCUUGUGGCCCAGCGUUUGGCCGCAAUGGGCCUGUACCGUGGACGUUUUGGCAUCGGGGAGGCCAAUGAAUUCCUCGCCUCUGUCACCCCUAUGAGCCUACCUGUCUGCUCACGCUCUGGUGACAUCAUUGAACCGCUUCUCCGAGAACAGUGGUUCAUCGACACCUCUGUCAUGGCCACUGCUGCCUUCAAGGCAAGCAUCUCUUGCUCUAUUUAUUUUGCUAACGUGAGUGGUGCGUUGCGCAUCUCACCGCACUUUUACGAGGCUACCUGGCGUGAUUGGCUAGCGUCGGAGCGACAUCGUGAUUGGUGCAUCAGCCGACAAGUGUGGUGGGGUCACCGCAUUCCUGCCUACCGCAUACCAGAGGAGCACAGACCGCAGUCAAGGGAUUCGGUUUCGUCAACCUCGGACUGGGUCAUCGCUCGUGACCUCGACGAGGCUCGUAGAUUGAUCGCUGAACGGUGCAACUGCAGUAUCAACGAGGUGCCUGUCAAUUUAGAACAAGACACGGAUGUUUUAGACACCUGGUUCAGUUCUUCUCUUCUCCCCUUUACUGCUUUUGGCUGGCCACAAGAGGUUCUUCUUCACGGUCUAAUCUGCGAUGGCAAUGGCCAGAAGAUGUCCAAAAGCAAAGGCAACACAAUCGAUCCCCUCAACUUGAUUGAUGGUGUCGGAAAUCUCAAACCUCACCAACUCGGCAGUGGAGGUGGCAGUGGCGAGGGAGUGCGAACUCUGGGAGCAGACGCAGUGCGGGCUUCUCUGCUGGCCACCGAUUUCACACGUUCCGCACUCGUCUACACAGAGGAGAGCGUCCUCGACUUUCGACGCUUCGGCAACAAGGUGUGGCAAAGUAUGCGUUUCCUUAUUUCCGAAAUGGCGCGCACCGGUCUAUCCAUUGACCCGAAGAGGCAAUCCGUUGAAGUAAUGUGGGACAAAUUCCUUAACCAAAAGGCACCUGAGGUUCCCCUCCUCGAAAAAUGGAUCCUGCAACGCGUAGCACAUCUGGCGUGGCGAUUCAACGCAUCCUUUGAGAAUCUUUGCUCGGAACAGGGAUGUGACGAGGCGCUGCACAAUUGUGUCUCCGAUUUGCGCCUAUGGUGGACUGAGGAUCUCUGUUCGGUAUAUCUGGAAGUUGUGAAGCAUCGCUUUCGCAUCAAUGGUGAUGCUCAAGAAAAUUUGGAUACUCUGGUUGCCUGUUUUUUAUGCGGCCUCCGUCUGCUGCAUCCCUUGAUGCCCCACAUCUCUGAGAUGCUCUGGCAAUCGCUUCUCAACGACGGCCACUCUAUUCUUCUUCAGCAGUUUCCCAAGGUGCAUCCUCACUCCCCAAGCAGCAAUCACGCGUCGUAUGCUUUGAUGUCAGACGACUCAGACUUCAUCCCUGAAGCCAUCGCUGCGGUAUCACGCCUCAAGUCGUGGCGUGUGCUGUUGGGUCUUGGGAAGGCCUAUACUGACAGCAUGGGUGUGUCCGGUCUGCCCACCGACGCACGACAGGAGGCUGCACUCGUGGAACUUUGCUCUGCACUUGCCGGUCUAAGGCGCAUCGACGCGGGCUCCGCUCAUCUCACCAGCAUCCCCUGUGGCGCUGGUAUCUCGCUAAGUUUUGAGCCAAAGAGUGUUGACUUCAAUACAGCCGAGAAAACACUUCAAAGUCGCCUCUCCAAACUGACCAGGAAUAUUGAGGCUCUUCGCUUCAAAAAAAAGAUGAAAACAGAUUCAGGAAAUGGCGGACUUUCGCAUACUGAAGCAUCGAAGCUUGCACUUCUUGAAAGGCGGAUCUCGGCUUUGAACUCACAACUUCAAAUCCUGUUGGAUUGUCGAAAUUCCGACAUCCCACCUUGA